Hypanus sabinus (Atlantic stingray) is the source of this 3477-nucleotide messenger RNA. RefSeq lists its product as uncharacterized. The transcript has 2 exons. Lineage: Eukaryota; Metazoa; Chordata; Chondrichthyes; Myliobatiformes; Dasyatidae. Bases 1839 to 2594 code for a protein of 251 amino acids. The record is from RefSeq and is a predicted model, not a curated record.
CACCGCCCGCAGCCUCAUCACCCUGCGACAGACCUCCCCUUAUCUGCCAGCUGGAAGAUAAAAAUGAAAUGUGAAAAGCCAUUCGGCCCCUCGAGUCGCCGGCACUAUUAAAUACCUGAUGUUUUUUAAAAAAAAAUUGUUUUCCUGCCCUUUUCACAAACUCUCUGAUUCCUUUAAUGUUCAGAAACCCUCUAAUAUCUCAUUGCUCAUACCUUAAACACGAGAAAGUUUAUACCUCGCUGCUAAAAAUCUGGUUUACCAUUGCCUUUUUCUGGGCAGUGUCUUUCCAAGAUGGGUGACCCCAGCUACUGUCAACACUCUUCAGAGAUCGUCUGCCUGGCGUCAGUGGUCGCAUAACCAGGACUUGUGGCGUGCACCAGUUACUCAUAAGACCACCCAUCACCUGAAUAGUGGAGGGAAUGAGUGCCUUACACCUCCUUUGGUAGAGACAUGCCUACAAUAAGAAUAUAUAUUUAAAGAAUAAAUAAGUAGUGCAAAAAGAGAUCAAAAUGGUGAGGUAGUGUUCGUAGGUUUGUGGACCAUUCAGAAAUCUGAUGGUGGAGGGGAAGAAGUUGUUCCUGAAAAGUGUACCUCCCCCAUGAUGGUAGUAAUUAGAAGAGGGUAUGUCCUGUUCUGAAGAUGUCCUCGACAGUAGAAAGACCAGGGCCCAUGAUGAAGCAGGCUGAGCUUACAACCCACUGCAGCCUUUUCCAAUCCUGUGCAUUGGUACAUUCUAUAUUGGGGCAGGGGGUGUCUGUCUCCAGAGAUACCGGCCACGUGACAGACACACUGCCACCUGGCUGGUCGGAGGACACACCACAUGCCAAUCAACAUUUGGUCCCUCCCAACUAAUCAAUGCACACCUAAAUUAUUGGUCACCUUAAUUGGAUUAUCUCGCCCAGCCCCAUGCUAUAAAAGGUGAGACUUGGCCUUGGCUAGCCCUCUCUUACAGACCACCUCAUUGAAGGUAAGUGCAUUGAUUUAUGUUUGGGAAGGUCUAUCGUUUGUCCUGGUAAGGGAGCUGCAGCUAUCCAAGGUCAAGGGGGAUAGCUGUCGAAGUGCUUUUCCCUUGUUCUUUGUUUGUGUAACCGUACCCUGUCCCCACACCGCUUCCUGUGUAUUGUAGUUGCUUGUGUUGACCCGACUUCCCCUUGUAAAUAAAUUCCUUAUUAUUAAAACUGUGUGUGUCCAGGCCUCUACUGUUGAGACACGAAGAACCAGUUAUUUUCUAUCACAACAGGGUCCCAAUCUUCUUUAACACCAUGGACCCCUACCAUUAACCGAGGGGUCUGUGGACCUCUGCUCCAUACCGAAUGGCAAUGCAACUAGUCAGAAUUUUCUCCACAGUACAUCUGUAGAAAUUUGCUGGAGCUUUUGGUGACAUACCAAAUAUCAAAUGGAUGUGGUUGUGGUGUCCCACAGGGUCACACAAGAUGGGGACAAAGUUGAAAGCCUUAUACUUUCAUUUGCUGCGAUGGCACAGAUCAAAUGAAUACUCACAAAUCAUUCCCCACCUGUCUACAUUCUCUCAAUAUGUUCACUUUAAAUUGCUUGGACUGGGUUGAAAGAAAUCCCUUUGUAAAUUAUGCAGUUUAAAAUAAUCCAAUCCAGCUAGCAUGGUUCUCCCAAUUAGUUGGUCCAUAUUGCAGGGAAAGUCUGUAUUUGAAUUGAAUGAUGUAACAUCACAAUUUAUCACAGAAGCUUUCUUUUAUUACUUGCCCAGAUCUAUUUUAAUCAUAAAGAAACAACAGAUGAGAUCAAAGUUGAAAGUACAUUUAUUAUCAAGGUACGUGCACAGGAUACAACCGUGAGAUUCUUCAUGCAGCAAAAAACUGCUUAUGUCCAAAGCUCAGAGCUCGCAGCAACAGUCUUGUCAUCUAUUGUGUCUCACCGUGGCCGAUGUGAGAACAACCCUGUGCAGGGUCAACCCACGGAAGGCUGCUGGACCAGACAACAUCCCUGGUAGAGUGCUUAGAGGAUGUGCAGACCAGCUAGCAAAUGCUCUCAGUGACAUCUUCAACAUCUCCCUGAGCAGCGCCACUGUUCCAACGUGCUUCAAGGCCACCACCAUCAUCCCCGUGCCGAAGAAGUCUUCAGUGUCCUGCCUAAAUGACUACCAUUCCGUUGCACUCACAUCCAUCAUCAUGAAGUGUUUCGAGAGGCUUGUCAUGAGGCACAUCAAGACCCUGCUGCCCACCUCACUGGACCCCCUGCAGUUUGCGUACCAUCCCAACCGCUCAACAGAUGACGCCAUUGCCACCACCCUCCACCUGGCCCUAACCCACCUGGACAAAAAAGAUACAUACAUUUGGAUACUGUUCAUAGACCAAUUCAGCAUUCAACACAAUCAUCCCUCAGAAACUAAUUGGAAAGCUGAGCCUACUGGGCCUGAACACCUCCCUCUGCAACUGGAUCCUAGACUUCCUGACCGGGUGACCUCAGUGAGUCAGGAUCGGGAGCAGCAUCUCCAACACCAUCACACCGAGCACGGGGGCCCCCCAGGGUUGCGUGCUCAGUCCACUGCUGUUCACCCUGCUGACCCACGACUGUGCUGCAACACACAGCUCGAACCACAUCAUCAAGUUCGCCAAUGACACGACCGUGGUGGGUCUCAUCAGCAAGAAUGACGAGUCAACUUACAGAGAGGAGGUGCAGUGGCUAAUGGACUGGUGCAGAGCCAACAACCUGUCUCUUAAUGUGAACAAAACAAAAGAGAUGGUUGUUGACUUCAGGAGGGCACGGAGCGACCACUCCCCACUGAACAUCGACGGCUCCUCGGUAGAGAUCGUAAACAGCACCAAAUUUCUUGGUGUUCACCUGAUGGAGAAUCUCACCUGGUCCCUCAACACCAGCUCCAUAGCAAAGAAAGCCCAGCAGCGCCUCUACUUUCUGCAAAGGCUGAGGAAAGUCCAUCUCCCACCCCCCAUCCUCAUCACAUUCUACAGGGGUUGUAUUGAGAGCAUCCUGAGCAGCUGCAUCUCUGCCUGGUUUGGAAAUUGCACCAUCUCGGAUCGCAAGACCCUGCAGCGGAUAGUGAGGUCAACUGAGUAGAUCAUCAGGGUCUCUCUUCCCACCAUCACAGACAUUUACACUACACGCUGCAUCCGCAAAGCAAGCAGCAUUAUGCACCCCUCAUACAAACUCUUCUCCCUCCUGCCGUCUGGGAAAAGGCACCGAAGCAUUCGGGCUUUCACGGCCAGACUAUGUAACAGUGUCUUCCCCCAAGCUGUCAGACUCCUCAAUACCCAGAGCCUGGACUGACACCUUACUGCCCUAUUGUCUUGUUUAUUAUUUAUUGUAAUGCCUGCACUGUUUUGUGCACUUUAUGCAGUCCUGGGUAGGUCUGUAGUCUAGUGUAGUUUUUUUUUUUGUUUUUUACGUAGUUCAGUCUAGUUUUUGUACUGUGUCAUGUAACACCAUGGUCCUGAAAAAUGUUGUCUCAUUUUUACUAUGUACUUUACCAGUAGUUAGUCGAAA